AUGGCACAAGAGAUCCCAAACAUUGAAGAUAUGGGCUUCCCAUUCCCACAAGCUCAGCCAAACUUCGAAUUGUUGGGUGCAUUGCCGAAAAAUGUGAAAAGACGUGUUUGUGCGUUGAAAAAAGUGCAACUUGCUUCGAUUGAUGUUGAAGCCAAGUUCUACGAACGUGUUCACGCUUUGGAACUCGAAUUCGAGGCUCUCUUCAAGCCACUCAACGAGCAAAGAAAACAAAUUGUCACCGGAGAGAAAGAACCAACUGAUGCUGAAUGUGACGUCCCACUUCUUCACGAUACUCAACCAGAUGUCAUUGAUGUAAGUUGGAUCAUGCUGAAAUCCCGAUUGAAAUUUGAAUGUUCGGAUAAUCGGCGGGAAAUCUGAGCUCAUUAAUCGCUAAGCUCACUUUUCUCGCCGAUUAAUCCAUGAGAAAGCACAGUUGUUCGAGAGACCUCGACUCAAUUCCUGGUAGCUAUUUUUCUGUGCGAAAUAACAAUGAUCUUUAUUCCCGCAUUGGAACUGUUUCCUCUGCGAUGAUUAGAUUAUGACAAUCAUUCAUCAAAACGCUUUUUAAACUCUAAAUUUGAAUUUUCAGCAACUCUACGAGAAAUCAGAAGCCGAUAGCAACGAGAAGGGAAUCAAGGAUUUCUGGCUCAAUGUUUUGAAAGGACACGAUUUGACUUCUGAUCUUAUCCAAGAACACGACACUCCAAUCCUCACUUAUUUGACUGAUAUCACAACUAGCACAUCAGUUGAUCCAGCUGUAAGAGGAUUUUUAUUGGAAAACUUGUCAUUCAAUAAUUAUUGUUUUUCAGAGCUUCACAAUCAAAUUCCACUUUGCCGAAAACCCAUACUUCAAGAACAGUGUUCUCCAAAAGGAAUAUUUCUUGGAGAUUAUUCCACAAGAAGACAGCAAGUUCGAUUUUGAUGGACCAAAUGUUAUCAGAGUCACAGGGUAUGUUUAAAGGCUAUUCAACGUUGAAGUUUCAAAAUAUUGUUCUAUUUCAGAGACAAAAUCGAAUGGGAAGAUGGCAAAAAUGUCACCAAGAAGGCCGUCAAGAAGAAGCAAAAGAAGGGAGCCAACGCCGGAAAAUUCAUGACAAAGACCGUGAAAGCCGACAGUUUCUUCAACUUCUUCGACCCACCAAAGUCUGCUGAUGAGACAAACGAAGAUGAAGACGCAGAGGUAAUUAUUUUUCAAAACAAUUUCAAACGCACAGUUGUUCUAGAGACCUGGAUAAAAUUCCAAGUAGCUAUUUUACUUUGCAAAAUAGAAUAGGCUCUUUAUUCCCGCUUUUAGACUAUUCUGAUUGCGAUGAUCAGAGCAUGA
Messenger RNA from Caenorhabditis angaria, 1324 nucleotides. The record is from the annotation of a GenBank genome assembly. Lineage: Eukaryota; Metazoa; Nematoda; Chromadorea; Rhabditida; Rhabditidae.